AUGUCCUCCCACUACACCACAGAGCCAGCUCCCACGGCAUCCGCAACUCUAAACACGACCUUCGGCCCCCUGCACAUCGCUCUCUUCGCAAACCAAACCCCGCUAACAUGCCGCAACUUCCUCCAACACUGCAUGGACAACUACUACGCGGGGACAAUCUUCCACCGCAUCGUCCCAGAUUUCAUCAUCCAAGGAGGCGACCCGACAGGCACAGGCUCCGGCGGAACCUCCAUCUAUGAGUACCCCGAAUUCGAGUACGACCCUGACGCACGCGACCCGAAUGAGAAAGUCGUUCUCCGCGAUGAACUGCACAGUCGAUUACGGUAUAACCGGCGCGGGCUGGUGGGGAUGGCGAAGAGCGAGGAUGGCACGUAUGGGAGUCAGUUUUUUAUCACGCUGGCGAAUACGGAGCGCGAGCUGAAUGGGCAGUGUACGCUUUUCGGGCGCAUUGAGGGGGAUACGUUGUAUAAUAUGUUGAAGAUUGCGGAUGCGGAGCGUGUCGAGGGGACGGAGAGGCCUGUUUAUCCCGUCAAGAUUACGUCGUGUGAAGUGGGUGAGUUGGGACCUCUUGCGGGUAAGGUUAGGAAGAGGGAGGUUACGGCUACGGGGCCAAAGACCGAGGAGAAACCGGCGGCGAAGAAGAAGAAGAAAGCCAAGCCUGGGAAGGCCCUAUUGAGCUUCGGAGGGGACGAUGAAGAAGGCGAGGAGGAUAUGCCUAUUCGGCCUGCGAAGCCCAAGUUCAACCCUGCGCUCGUCACCGAUACGAAACUGCCAGAGAAGGAGCUCUCUACAAAGAAGUCAUCCUCGCCAACGCGCAAACGACCCCGAUCUCCAUCCCCGAAACGCUUGCGCCAGCCAUCUCCCAAACCCAUCGACCGGCCAAGGACACCAGACCACUCAAACCAACUCCCUCUACCCGACCCCGAAUCCCCCGAACGCUCCCCUUCCCCCCAACAACCAAGGCAAUCCUUCCUCUCACGAACGAAUGCCGAAAUCGAGAACCUCAAAGCCUCCAUGCGCCGUACCGUGCAAGCGCCCGCCGCCUCCUCCAAACCAAAGUCCGCGCUUGAAGCCAUGAUUCCCGAGACCGCAAUUCGCGGCCGCAAACGCCCGGCCCCAGGAAGCACCAACUCCACCUCAAACGGGAUAACGGGAUUCAGUAGCAGCAAUAGCGCUGAAGCGGAAGCACUCAAGAUGUUCAAUGCCUUCAGAGCGAAACUUGAGAAUGCCGACUCCGCCCCUACUUCUUCCACAAAAACGACCAAGAAACCAUCCUCCUCGUCGCACACCACAGCACCAGAACCCACAGAAGACGAAGACGAAGAAUCGCAACUUUGUGACCUGCACUUCAUCGCCAACUGCCAGUCCUGCAAAACGUGGGACACCAACGGUGCUGAACGCGCCGAGGGUGCUAAUACCGCAGACGACGACGCAAACGACCGCGGCUGGUUAAGUCACCAGCUGCAAUUCGGGCGCGACACGCUUGGCAAAGAUCUCAAUUGGAAGCGCGAGCAUCAGGACGUCGAUACCUUGAUGGUGAUUGACCCGCGCGAGAAGGAGAAGGACAUUGCUGGGGAGAGGAAGGGGAAGAGGAGGGGUUUGGAGAGAGAUCGCGAGCGCGAGAGGAAAAAGGGGAGGGUUGGAGAUUUGGAGUGGUCGAAGCGGUAG
Aspergillus calidoustus is the source of this 1668-nucleotide messenger RNA. NCBI's taxonomy places the organism in Eukaryota, Fungi, Ascomycota, Eurotiomycetes, Eurotiales, Aspergillaceae. The record is from the annotation of a GenBank genome assembly.